This is a messenger RNA of Puma concolor (puma), 615 nucleotides long. The record is from RefSeq and is a predicted model, not a curated record. NCBI's taxonomy places the organism in Eukaryota, Metazoa, Chordata, Mammalia, Carnivora, Felidae.
AUGGGCCCUGUGCUGCAGGGAGAGGUGUUCUCCAUCGCCGUCUUCGGGCCCAUAGUCAACGAGGGCUACGUGAACACCGACAGCGGCCCCGAGCUGCGCUGCGUCUUCAACGGGAACGCGGGCGCCUGCCGCUUCGGCGUCGCUCUCGGCCUGGGGGCCUUCCUUGCCUGCGCCGCCUUCCUGCUGCUCGACGUGCGCUUCCAGCAGAUCAGCAGCGUCCGCGACCGCCGCCGCGCGGUGCUGCUGGACCUGGGCUUCUCAGGGCUCUGGUCCUUCCUGUGGUUCGUGGGCUUCUGCUUCCUCACCAACCAGUGGCAGCGCACGGCGCCCGGGCCCGGCACGCUGCAGGCGGGAGACGCGGCGCGGGCCGCCAUCGCCUUCAGCUUCUUCUCCAUCCUCAGCUGGGUGGCGCUCACUGUGAAGGCCCUGCAGCGGUUCCGCCUGGGCACGGACAUGUCGCUCUUUGCCACCGAACAGCUGGGCGCCGGGGCGGGUCAGGCCUAUCCUGGCUACCCGGUGGGCAGCGGCGUGGAGGGCACCGAGACCUACCAGAGCCCUCCCUUCACCGAGACCCUGGACACCAGCCCCAAAGGGUACCAGGUGCCUGCCUACUAG